CCUGCCGGGGUGUCUGUGGAGCGGCGGACGCGCCGGCUUUGAGCAUCCCUGACCGCCCAGGCGGGCGGUCUCCGGGUUGCGGCUCGGGCGCCCGAGGCUCGGCCCGCCCUCGACAUGGCCAGCUUCGGAGAGGAUAAGUCCAGCGAUGGUGAGGGGUCCCCUGCAGCAGCCACUGUGGCAGGUGGCACCCACUUGUUGGGCUUCUCCGACGAGAUCCUUCUGCACAUCCUGAGCCAUGUUCCCAGCACAGACCUGAUCCUGAAUGUCCGGCUCGUCUGCCGGAAGCUGGCGGCCCUGUGUUUGGACAAGAGCCUCACUCACACUGUGCUGUUGCAGAAGGACUAUGAGGCCAGCGAGGACAAGGUGAAGCGGCUAGUGAAGGAGAUUGGCCGAGAGAUCCAGCAGCUCAACAUGGCUGGCUGCUACUGGCUGUCGGGCUCCACCAUCGAGCAUGUGGCCCGCUGCCGCGGCCUGGUAAAGGUGAACCUUUCUGGCUGCCAUCUGACCUCUCUGCGCCUCUCCAAGAUGCUAUCAGUCCUGCAACACCUACGCUCGUUGGCCAUCGACGUGAGCCCAGGCUUCGAUGCUGGCCAGCUGAGCAGCGAGUGCAAGGCCACGCUGAGCCGCGUGCGGGAGCUGAAGCAGACACUGUACACCCCAUCCUAUGGCGUGGUGCCCUGCUGCACCAGCCUGGAGAAGCUGCUGCUCUACUUUGAGAUCCUGGACCGCACGCGCGAGGGAGCCAUCCUCUCUGGCCAGCUCAUGGUGGGCCAGAGCAACGUGCCCCACUACCAGAACCUGCGCGUCUUCUAUGCCCGCCUGGCCCCAGGCUACAUCAACCAGGAGGUGGUGCGGCUCUACCUUGCUGUGCUCAGUGACCGCACGCCCGAGAACUUGCACGCCUUCCUCAUUUCCGUGCCUGGCAGUUUUGCUGAGAGCGGCGCCACCAAAAACCUGUUGGACUCCAUGGCCCGCAACGUGGCGCUGGACGCCCUGCAGCUGCCCAAGUCCUGGCUCAACGGCUCGGCCCUCCUGCAGCACAUGAAGUUCAACAACCCGUUUUACUUCAGCUUUAGCCGGUGUACUCUGUCCGGUGGCCACCUGAUCCAGCGGGUCAUCAACGGAGGGAAGGACCUCCGGAGCCUGGCGAGCCUGAAUCUCAGUGGCUGUGUUCACUGCCUGGCCCCAGACUCCCUGCUCCGCAAGGCGGAGGAUGAUAUUGACAGCAGCAUCCUGGAGACGCUGGUGGCGUCCUGCUGCAACCUGCAGCACCUCAAUCUCUCGGCCGCCCACCACCACAGCUCCGAGGGCCCGGGCCGGCACCUGUGCCAGCUGCUGGCCCGGCUGUGCCAUCUGCGCUCCCUGUCACUGCCGGUGUGUUCUGUGGCUGACUCGGCGCCUCGGGCCGACCGAGCACCCGCCCAGCCUGCCAUGCAUGCCGUGCCCCGCGGCUUUGGCAAGAAGGUCCGCAUCGGCGUGCAGUCCUGUCCCAACCCCUUCUCGGGGCAGGCGGUCCCUCAGCCCUCCUCCGUGUUCUGGUCCCUGCUGAAGAACGUGCCCUUUCUGGAGCGCCUCGAACUGAUUGGGUCCAACUUUUCUUCUGCUAUGCCACGCAAUGAGCCAGCCAUCCGAAACUCCCUCCCGCCCUGUAGCCGCGCACAGAACGUGGGGGACUCCGAGGUGGCUGCCAUUGGCCAGUUGGCCUUCCUGCGGCACCUGACACUGGCCCAGCUGCCCAGCAUUUUGACUGGCUCUGGGCUGGUCAGCAUUGGCCUGCAGUGCCAGCAGCUCCAGUCCCUCUCGCUGGCCAAUCUGGGCAUGAUGGGGAAGGUAGUCUACAUGUCGGCCCUCUCCGACAUGCUGCAGCACUGCAAGCGGCUAAAGGACCUCAGACUGGAGCAGCCCUACUUCAGCGCCAACGCCCAGUUCUUCCAGGCCCUGAGCCAGUGCUCCACACUGCAGCGUUUGUGCCUGGUCUCCCGUAGCGGCACCCUGCAGCCCGAGGCUGUCCUGGCCUUCAUGGCCCGCUGCCUGCAUGUCGUCGUGUGCCACAUGUUCACCGGGGAGUCGCUCGCCACCUGUAAGAACCUGCAGCAGUCCCUCCUCCGAAGGCCAAACUCAGAGUUUUUGAGAGGGAGGAAGCACCUGGCUCUGGUUGUUCUGCUGCUUACCUGUCCCCUCAUCUGUGUGGCCUUGAGUUUCCAGGCCGAGCGGCCCGCACUGAACGUCGUCAUCUUCCCUCUGCUCCAUGAGGGUCUGACUGAUGUCAUCCGGGACGUCCCCAUGAUGCAUCUGGACGAGAUCACCUUGUUUAAAAGCAGAGUGGCCGAGGAGCCCCCAAACUUGUGGUGGUGACAGCACAGCGAAGCUGCUUCCGUCGCGGAGUCCCCUUGCCGGCAGCCUCAGCAGCCAAGGAGCAGGACUGUGGAAUGGGCGUGUGACUUCCGAUGGCUGCUGCGGCCCCACUCCUGCUCCUCGCCUGGUGCGGGCCCCAGGAGCCCGCCAGACUCGACCCCGUGGUGUGUCUCGGAGGAAGGAAGCCUCUUUCUCUGCCACCUCCCCGGCCAGGGCUCCCCGUGCUUCCUCUCGCAGCGCUCGUGGCUUGUCACGAGAAAUCUGGGCUGAGACGGCGGAGGAGGACACAGCAGGAAGAGCCCAGUGGGGGUGGCUGGGGGCCUGGCGGUGGGCAUGACUGCGCAGAGCCAGGGCUGCCAGAGCUCUCCUGCCGGGCCGCCCAGGCCGUCAGCGCUGCGCCGCCAAGCCGCCUCCUCGCCUCCGCCUGUGUCCCUGGCUGCUGCUGUCCUGGUCCCCUGCCAUCUCUGUGCUUUGUGCUUGGUGGAGGGUGGACUGAGGCUUGGUGCUGGUCACCCCCCACAGGUGACUGUGCCUGUGGGCAGACAAGCUUGUCCACACUGACCUCUGGCUAUGAGGCCAUUGGCCAUGUGUCCCCGAGCCCCUGCCUCAGGCCAGGUGUCCGUGCGACACGUGAGGAGCAAGUUCUGGGGCUGCAGACGUCUCCUGAGACGCAUUUUAGCCCAGUUGUGUCUAGCGUCCAGCAAGGUGGCAUCAGACAACUUCAGGAGCAGUGGCCCGGCAGGGCCCUGGGGCCUGGGGUUGCUGGGUGGGGCUCCGGCUAGGGCCUGCCACAGGCCAGUCAUCUGCUUAGCUUUAGCGACUUCAGUCAUCUGUAGGAUCUCUCCUUCUGGGGAGAUGCUCAACACACACACACACACACACACACACGGCUUAGAAUAUUAAAACCCAGAAACGAUGUUUAAAGCUGGAGUAAGUGAUCAAACUAUCCCAUUUCAGAUAGCUUUAUGUUGCACUUUAAAGAACUUCAACUUAGCUACUCCAAAAAUGAGGUGACCUCUGUAGUCUAGGGCCGACCUGUGCUACGCCCAGCGCCUCUGCCUUCUCAACCCCAAGGUUCCCCAGAGCCACCCCGCCUUGGCUGGUGGGCCCCUGCGGUAUCCCCUCUGCCUCCUGCUCUGGAGACAUGAGGCUGUGGCCUCAGCGUCCACCCCGGGCAUGCCUCAGUCGCUGCAGAGGCUGCGUCCCAGGAGCCGGCAGGCUGGGCCUUUCUUGCCGGCCUCCCUUUCCUGCUCGGCUGAGGUUGCAGGGCCCUGUAGGCACUGCUGGAACCCUCUUGGCUUUCCUCCUGGUGGCCCCAACAGCUCGGCCAUCUUUCUGCUGUUUCCAUGGUGAUUAUUGGCCCCAUUCCACGUGGCUUGUCCUUCUGUCUCAGCUAUAUAUGUCCUGGGCAUUUGUUUGCCUGCCCACCCUGGGUUCUUUCCCCACCCCCCCACAGACAGAGGUGGCCCAGGAACCUAGAAACCUAGUCGUGCUUGUGGGAACCCUUGGAUUUGGGGCCUGGCAUAAUCUCAGUCCCUGAGUGCCCUGGCUAGUUCUGUCAGCACACAUUGGCCCAGCGACUUGGGCCUGUCCUGAGGCUCAGGCUCUCUGUUCAGUUCCUGACUGAUGGAGGGUGUGUUUGCACAGCUGGGGCUGGGGCUGGGCCUCUCCCGCUCACCUUGUUUUCCUUACUGUGAGUGUCCUCUCUCCACUGCAGGCUGCAGCUGGCGGUUCUUUGCCUCGUAGCCAGAGGCAUGGUCUGCACCUGCCUUCAGCUGAAUGCCCUACAGCAGGCCUCCCCUAGAGUCUUCACCUCUCAGGUCCCAACCUGGCCUAAAGGCUGCAGCCUGGGCCUCAGUUCUUCACGGCCUGGGCAGCUGCCCUGGCCCCCAGAAAGAAGGACCAAGGUUCCUGUUCGGCCCAUUUCUGUGGAUGAGAGUCUGGGAGGUAGGCGUACCUUUCUCCCUAAUUUCUGGCCAUUUCUGCCAGGUGGCAGUGGAAACCACCAGGCCAGGGUGACUAGGAAGGAUGGUGUGGGAACUGCUACCGGUCUUCCAAGCCAGGGCCUGAGCAGUCGCUGCCUGAACAGCACGGCUGUGGCCAGCACGGGCUGUGAGGGAGGCAGGUGGCCCUGUCAACUCCGGGACUUCUGUGGGUGAGGCUAGAGCCCCAGGGCCUGGGUGGCUUGGGUGCCCUCCGUUCACCCAGCGCGACCUUGGCCCAGGCCGCGUGUGUUUUCCACUAGGAGUUUCUCCAGAGGCUGAGACGCCUGCACGCUCUGGCCAGGGAGGGCUGUUCUCACGAGCAAGCAGUUUUAACCAGCAGUAUAAUUUAUUCCAAUAAACAGGGCUGGGAGGACCAUUUGUGAGAGGCUGGGGGUGUACACUGCCUUGGAUAGCAACCCCUAAACAGUAGACUUGUAUUUUUAGUGUCCCCUGCAACCAUCCUUUUACUUAGAGCAAGAAUUGCCGCUGCUUCUACACCCAAGACAGGAUUCACCAGAU
Condylura cristata (star-nosed mole) is the source of this 4859-nucleotide messenger RNA. RefSeq names its product F-box and leucine-rich repeat protein 18 (gene FBXL18). NCBI's taxonomy places the organism in Eukaryota, Metazoa, Chordata, Mammalia, Eulipotyphla, Talpidae. The transcript is spliced from 6 exons. Gene Ontology annotation, molecular function: protein binding. Bases 115 to 2355 code for a protein of 746 amino acids. Gene Ontology annotation, cellular component: SCF ubiquitin ligase complex. Gene Ontology annotation, biological process: SCF-dependent proteasomal ubiquitin-dependent protein catabolic process. The record is from RefSeq and is a predicted model, not a curated record.